CAACAGAUGCAUGCCAAAUUAUGUCCUGUCUCCGCCUCCACAUGGUAUUCUCAUAUCAAAAGGAGCUGUUCAUAUUGCCGUUAGCCGCGGAUACGUUGAUUACGUCAUUAAUGAUCACAGAGCACGUGAUAUUUUACAAUGGAUGAACAGAUCAUGUUUUAUACCCGAUGAGUCGUUCUUCACAACAAUGAACAUAAACCCGCAUCUUGGUGUACCAGGCUCGUAUUUAGGACAUCCAGAAACUACCGAGAUCAAGGACACCACCAAACCGUAUUUGGCGCGUUUUAAAAAUCGCCAGCAUUCUCGUCUGCAUCUAUGGGAGUGUAAAGGUGAAUGGGUCAGAGGGAUGUGCGUUCUUAGCUUCCUUGAUCUACCAUUUCUCUCAAAACGUAAAGAAAUGUUUGCCAAUAAGUUUCAUUUAUAUGAACAACCUUUGACGUUCGGCUGCCUAGAGGAAAUGAUAUACAACAGGACACGUGAUGAAUAUUUAGGAAAAAGAAAGUUUGAUGCAAGCUGGUAUUCAAGUCUUGGCUUUGUAAAAAAUCAAGUAAAACGCUAAAAAUC
Messenger RNA from Ruditapes philippinarum (Manila clam), 564 nucleotides. Its product is annotated as N-acetyllactosaminide beta-1,6-N-acetylglucosaminyl-transferase-like. Lineage: Eukaryota; Metazoa; Mollusca; Bivalvia; Venerida; Veneridae. Bases 11 to 559 code for a protein of 182 amino acids. The record is from RefSeq and is a predicted model, not a curated record. The transcript is spliced from 2 exons. Gene Ontology annotation, molecular function: glycosyltransferase activity. Gene Ontology annotation, cellular component: membrane.